AGUUUGGAACGAUAUCAAGCAUUCAUUGGUCAAGAGGUUGCGGCCCAAACCGAUCGGGAGAGGUUGCAGCUUUUCGCGAGUUUUAUGGUCCAAGAAUCGAGACUACGAAGAGGGCUUUACUCAGAGGCCUUCAAUGCCAUGGCUGGAGACAUCAUGGAGUUGACUCGUAACAUGUGGAGGCCAUUGCUUGUGACGACAGAGACUCCUUCCACUCAGUCCAAGAGUCGCAAUGUAAGUCCGGAAAGUGCGAAUAUCAUGAUCGAGAUGGAUGGCAGCUUCCAUACAUCUAUCGCUUCUACUGCGGAACUUACACCUGCUACUGAUACAGAAUCUCUACCUGACGAGGGCCAGGACGCCGUAGACAGAAGACCUUCUAAUCUAUGGGGUGACAAGUUCAAGCCGUGUCUUUCGCCGAUUCCCAGUAUGGCCGUCAGUACUGUACCGGAUGAAGAAAGCUCGAGAGGAAGAUCGGCGAGUCGGUGGUGGGAAGAGAGUGUAGACGGCUCGUUCGGCAACGGAGGGCGCAGGCUUGAAAGAACCAGACAAGAGUCUAAGUAUAUGAGUCUGCAUCCUCAGGAACUGUUCAUCGCCGCACAACCUUCGCCUAACCAGAGUACGCCAACACCUGGCACCAGCAAGCAGACCUUCCAGUAUGGACCCGAUGAAUAUCCACAAGAGAAGAUUGGCUGGCACGAAGAGGAUGGCUUGUACACUCCAUCGAACCCACCUUCUGCAACUUUGCUUUUGCCUCGCAAUAAGGCACCUAUUGGUCGUUCAAGUGGAAGAUCAGCUUUGGAUGUCACAAGACUCGUCACCCUCCCACCACCAUAUCCACGCCACUAUCCUGCUGUCAACAACAGUCAUCCGGCACUAAGCGCGCUUCGAGCGAACCACCGAGCCGUAGCAGAUCUCUCGAACAUACGUGAACUGAUGCAGUCACAUGAAUCUGUUGAGAUGAGCAGGCGCCAACAAUGGAGAACAGUAGCUGGAGAAAGACUUCGUCAUUUCCGUUCGCAAACGCAAGCGUCCAUCAAUUCUGGAAAGAUAUCUUACAAUGAUGCCACUCAGGCUGAGCUCACAUUCCGUCAAUCUGAGGCUGCGAACGUUCUCAAGCAGGCCGAUACACAGUGUCAAGACUUCCGACAACGUGUCCAUGACCCUGUCUACAGGAUGCUUGCUGAACACUCUCGAACUUGUGACGAUUGCAUCGAUCAAUUAAUAAAGGCUUUGGAUACAGAAGCUGGAUGCGAUCAGAACUUGCUUGCCCAGACGGAAGGGGAUGAGAGGCCUGAGCUUGUUGAGCAGCUUACACUUCUGAAGUGGCUGUUCGAGAGCAGAGAACACAUCCACAAAGAACGAUUCGACAUUGACACCGCGCUUCUUGCAAGAGAGUCUGCGUCCGUUCUGACCAAUUACCAACAGAACGCAACUGAAGCACAAUUGCGUCAGGCCGAACAACACUUCGAACAUGAGCGUCAAAGACGACAGCUCCGAUACGCACAAGAGACCUAUGAACGGUUUGAUCACUUGCGUAGAACUGUGGAGAGACACAUUUCGAGAGGAGUUGAGAUCCAGCUGUCGGCAUUCUGGGACAUUGCACCGGGUCUGGUAGAAGUUGUGCAUAAAGUGCCCAGCAACCUGCAUGGAUUUGACAUUGUUGUGCCUCCCAACGAGCUGGCGGAGAACAUGUCCUAUCACGAGUUUCCAUUGCAGUACAUGUACACCAUCCUGGUACACGCCAAGAAGUCGGCAUAUCAAUUCAUCGAGGCACAGACGAACCUGCUAUGUCUUCUUCACGAGGUGCACACUGCGACAGAGGCAGCUACGUUGCGAUUGCGAGAGAUCGAGCGUAGUGCGGGUGGAGAGAGUGUGAGUCAAGUGCAGGUAGAGAUGAGUCGUUUCAAGAAGCAGAAGGAGCAGGAGUUGACUGAGGAUUUGCAAGGGAAAGUGCACGAGGUAGAAGGACAGUGGAGAGAGGCUUUGGGAGCCUCAAUCGAGGAGUGUAUUGACAGGGUCAAGUUGUGGCUAGAGCAUACUGGCGGUUGGGACGAGAACCUGGAAGUCUGA
Messenger RNA from Aureobasidium namibiae CBS 147.97, 2067 nucleotides. RefSeq lists its product as uncharacterized. NCBI's taxonomy places the organism in Eukaryota, Fungi, Ascomycota, Dothideomycetes, Dothideales, Saccotheciaceae. The transcript has a single exon. The record is from RefSeq and is a predicted model, not a curated record. The annotation marks the transcript as partial.